This is a messenger RNA of Camelus dromedarius (Arabian camel), 1206 nucleotides long. Its product is annotated as cytochrome P450 3A29-like. The record is from RefSeq and is a predicted model, not a curated record. NCBI's taxonomy places the organism in Eukaryota, Metazoa, Chordata, Mammalia, Artiodactyla, Camelidae. Gene Ontology annotation, molecular function: iron ion binding; oxidoreductase activity, acting on paired donors, with incorporation or reduction of molecular oxygen; testosterone 6-beta-hydroxylase activity. Bases 34 to 1206 code for a protein of 390 amino acids. The transcript is spliced from 10 exons. Gene Ontology annotation, biological process: oxidative demethylation; steroid metabolic process.
UUCAACUCUAGAUUUUUUGGUCCAGUGGGAGUUAUGAAAAACGCCAUUACUCUGGCAGAGGAUGAACAGUGGAAGAGAACACGAAUAUUGCUGUCGCCAAGCUUCACCAGUGGGAAGCUCAAGGAGAUGUUCCCCAUCAUUGGCCAGUACGGAGAUGUGUUGUUGAGAAACCUGAGGAGGGAAGCAGAGAAAGGCAAGCCCGUCACCAUGAAGGACAUUUUUGGACCCUACAGCAUGGAUGUGAUUACCAGCACAUCAUUUGGAGUGAACGUUGAUUCCCUCAACAACCCACAGGAUCCCUUUGUAAAAAAUGGCAAGAAGCUCUUAAGAUUUGACUUCCUAGAUCCACUCCUUAUCAUAUCAAUGCUCUUUCCAUUCCUUUGCCCAGUCCUUGAGGUGUUAAAUUUCUCUUUGUUUCCGAAAAGUGCCGUGAAUUUUUUCAUCAGAUCUUUAGAAAGGAUUAAAGAAAGUCGCCUCAAAGAUGAACGAACGCACCGAGUGGAUUUUCUCCAGCUGAUGAUUAACUCCCAGAAUUCCAAAGAGAUAGAGAGAUAUAAAACUCUGUCUGACCAAGAAAUGGCGGCCCAAGGUAUUACCUUUCUUCUUGCUGGCUAUGAGCCCACUGCUGAUUCUAUCUCCCUCCUUAUGUAUAAGUUGGCCGUGGAACCCGAAGUCCAGCAGAAGCUGCAGGAGGAGAUUGAUGCGGUUCUCCCCAGUAAGUUUCCACCGUCUUAUGAGUCCCUGGAGCAGCUGGAGUAUCUUGACAUGGUGUUGAGUGAAUUGCUAAGGUUAUUCCCACUUAAUUCUAGACUUGGGAGGGUCUGUAAGAAAGUUGUGGAAGUCAGUGGGGUGCUCAUUCCCAAAGGGACAGUGGUGACGGUGCCAGUCUUCGCUCUUCACGAUGACCCGGAACACUGGCCAGAGCCUGAGGAGUUCCGUCCUGAAAGGUUCCGGAAGAAGAACCAGGAUGGCAUAAAUCCUUACACAUACCUGCCUUUUGGGACUGGACCCCGAAACUGCAUUGGCAUGAGGCUUGCUCUCUUGACCAUAAAACUUGCUGCCAUCAGAGUCCUGCAGAACUUCUCCUUUAAACCUUGCAAAGAAACACAGAUCCCCCUGAAAUUACGCCCUGGAAUGCUUAUACAACCAGAAAAACCCAUUCUUCUAAUGGUUGAGCCCAGAGAUGGGACGCUAAGUAGAGCCUGA